AAGGAGGAGGAGGAGGCAACAGUGGGAUGUUUUACUGGUGCAACACCGCCACCUUACACCUGCGUGGUCAACGUAGCCGAGUGGCGAUAUGCAGGCUCACUUGGCUUGUGUGUUGCUGUUGCUGUGCUUCACCUGCAGCGGGCUGUGUGCAGGAGAGAGUCUUUUCAAAUGGUAAAUGGACUUCACACCUCUGGUAUAUUUUUGUAUCACUAUUUCUACCACAAUAACACUACAUUGCUAGUACUAUUCAUUUUAUACAGGCUAAAUUGUUGAUACUCAUGAGACAUGACUUUUUUGUUUAGUAUAAUUCUGAUGUGCAAUAUUUGUUAUCAAGAUGACUAUGACACUGGAAAUAGUAAUUCAAACUAAAACAAAGAUCUGAUUUGAUCAAAUGUUGCAAGUUACCCUCAUGUGGCAAUGUCUUCUUCAGACAUGGAGCAGGAACUGGGAGAACAACUCCUCAGCAGCCUGUUUGCUUCCAAGCUGAAACAGGCGAGCAAGCAGAGCGCCCCCUACUGGAGGCUAUCGCUGAAUAACCUGUGCCGGCUGGCUGGCGGGAUGCUGCUCGGGGGGGAAGCGGAGGAGGCGGCUUGGCGGAGGAGGAGCGGCGAGGAGGCUGAAGAGGGGGAGGAGGAGGAAGAUGAAGAUGAGGAAGGGGAACAGCAGAUGAUGAUGAGGGAGUGGAGCAAUCAGAGGCUGGAGGAACUUUAUAACCUGCAGAACAUCUGCAGAGCGCUUCUGCACAGUCGCCAGGGCAGGCUACGUCACGACUCCAGAGAGUACGCCGCGGGAAAUGGCGGCGAAGCUGCGCUCAAGCGCAAGUCGCCCUACAUCCUCAAAAGGCAAGCCACUCACCUUUCCAAGUCUCGGAGGCCGUACAUCUUGAAACGGAGUGAAAUUUACUGAGCGGUUGCCGCCCUUGUCCUUCUACUGCCACCCCUUGGUACGCUGCGACCAACUUUUUUCCCGCUCUGCCGCGCCUCUCGACGAGAUAAAAAGUUGAGCAUCACAUUGAAUGAAAAGCUCUAUUUAUUUAUUGACACUUUAC
Molecule: messenger RNA, 1048 nt
Organism: Syngnathus typhle (broad-nosed pipefish)
Lineage: Eukaryota; Metazoa; Chordata; Actinopteri; Syngnathiformes; Syngnathidae
Gene: nts
Product: neurotensin
Exons: 5
Coding region: 418-906 (162 amino acids)
Cellular component (GO): extracellular region
Molecular function (GO): neuropeptide hormone activity
Source: RefSeq, a predicted model, not a curated record